AUGUGCAAGACCCGCUUGGAUCAGUUGGAGUUGGAAUUACUCGGAUUGGUUCAGAUAGGUAGGAAAAUUGCAGCAGCUGAGUGUUCAGCUUAUGGUGUAAUCGGGAUGUCUCCUCUUUUGACUUCUGCUGGAAUUAAUAUAGCUGUGUGUGUGAUACUUUUUUCGCUGUAUUCGAUAUUGAGAAAACAACCAAGCAAUGUUAAUGUCUACUUUGGACGAAGAAUUUCAAUAGCCACAAGAAGAAGUGACCCCUUCUGCUUGGAUAGAUUUGUUCCGUCUGCUAGUUGGCUAUUGAAAGCCUGGAGAACGAAAGAAGAAGAUUUAUUGGCCGUUGGUGGCUUGGAUUCUGUAGUUUUUAUCAGGAUGGUUGUUUUCAGCCUUCGAAUCUUUUCCAUUGCUGCUGUCGUAUGUGUUUUUAUAGUGCUUCCGGUGAAUUAUCAUGGGCAGAAGAUGCAUCAUCAGCACAUCCCUUUACAAUCCUUGGAAGUAUUUACCAUCUUGAAUGUUCAAGAAGGUUCAAAGUGGCUCUGGACCCAUUGUCUCGCAUUGUACAUUAUUACCUUUUCAGCUUGUGUUCUCCUUUACUUUGAAUAUAAGACCAUCACUAAAAUGAGGCUGGCACAUAUCACUGCAUCUUCUUCAAAUCCAAGUUACUUUACAGUUGUUGUUCGUGCUAUUCCCUGGUCAGCGGAAGAAUCAUACAGUGAUUCAAGUGAUGCAGGGAAGGUGUGCAAGAUUCUUAAGGAUGCCUCUGUUGACCAAACCCGUAAACCAGAUUUGUUUCAGUGUGGUUUUUGUGGAGGAGCUACUGAUUCUUUUAAGAUUCUCUCGAACGAAACAGAGAGUGUUAGAGGGAAGUCAUCCCUUAUUGACGAUGGUGUGAGUGGAAGAAAAAAGGUGUGUGCUGCUGCUUUUGUCUUUUUCAAGACUCGCUAUGCUGCUGUUGUUACUUCACAGGUGCUCCAGUCAUCAAAUCCCAUGUUAUGGGUGACAGAUAUGGCUCCGGAACCAAAUGAUGUUUAUUGGUCAAACCUUUGGAUACCGUACGGACAAUUGUGGAUCCGGAAGAUAGCUACACUUCUGGCUGCUAUUGCCUUUAUGCUUGUGUUUCUUAUUCCCGUCACAUUUGUUCAAGGCUUGACUCAACUAGAAUUUCUACAACAAGCAUUUCCAUUUCUGAGAGGACUUCUUAAGAAGAAAAUUAUAAGCCAGCUGGUGACGGGGUACCUGCCAAGUGUGGUUUUAAUUUUGGCUUUUUACUCAGUUCCACCAGUUAUGAUGCUAUUUUCGACAGCAGAGGGGUGUAUCUCCCGUAGUGGGAGGAAAAAGAGUGCAUGCUUCAAAGUCUUAUACUUCACAAUCUGGAAUGUCUUUUUUGUUAAUAUUUUUACUGGGUCUCUUAUCCGCCAAUUGAGUGUAUUUUCUAGUGUGAAAGACAUACCUGCGCAACUUGCCAAUGCAGUUCCAGCACAGGCUAAAUUUUUCAUGACUUAUGUUUUAUCAUCCGGUUGGGCAAGCUUGGCAUGUGAACUCAUGCAAAUUUAUCCUCUUCUCUGCAACUAUUUCCGAAGGUUCAUAUUACUCAAGGAUGGGUACAAUGACACACUAACGUUUCCAUAUCAUACAGAAAUUCCUAGAGUCCUCCUGUUUGGGUUUGUUGGCUUCACCUGUUCCAUCCUGGUUCCCCUAAUAUUGCCAUUCUUGCUGGUUUACUUUGUACUUGCUUACCUUAUAUAUCGAAACCAGAUUCUCAACGUGUAUAUACCAAAAUAUGAAAGUGGGGGACAGUUCUGGCCUAUGAUGCACAAUACAGUCAUUGUUUCAUUGAUUCUUAUGCAAAUAAUUGCCCUCGGUGUAUUUGGAUUAAGAAGAUCACCAAUUGCAUCAGGUUUCACUAUCCCACUGCUUAUUUUCACCCUUCUAUUUAACGAGUACUGUCGACAGCGGUUUCAUCCGAUAUUCAGGAACCACGUUUCAGAGAUUCUCAUGGAGAUGGAUAAAAAGGAUGAGCAAUCGGGGAGGAUGGAAGAGGUUUAUAAACAGCUGCAUUCAGCUUAUUGCCAGUCCCCAGUCACUCCUGAUGACUCAUUCAAUUCUGGACACGCAAAUCAUCACGAGGACGGGGACAGCAUUCAGGAUCCAGAGAACGUGAACCCAGGGAAAGAACCUAGCCAAGUAAAUCCAACAUGGGAUGUUACUUUUGAUAGAGCAGAAUCUAGCCAGAAGUAA
This is a messenger RNA of Prunus armeniaca (apricot), 2229 nucleotides long. The record is from the annotation of a GenBank genome assembly. NCBI's taxonomy places the organism in Eukaryota, Viridiplantae, Streptophyta, Magnoliopsida, Rosales, Rosaceae.